Messenger RNA from Penaeus monodon (black tiger shrimp), 1148 nucleotides. Its product is annotated as 5-hydroxytryptamine receptor 1-like. Gene Ontology annotation, cellular component: membrane. Lineage: Eukaryota; Metazoa; Arthropoda; Malacostraca; Decapoda; Penaeidae. The record is from RefSeq and is a predicted model, not a curated record. Gene Ontology annotation, biological process: adenylate cyclase-activating adrenergic receptor signaling pathway. The transcript is spliced from 4 exons. The coding region runs from base 108 to 1148 and encodes 346 amino acids. Gene Ontology annotation, molecular function: G protein-coupled receptor activity.
AGAAAACGGCUCCCAAUGCCAAGUAAAAGCCUGAGCAGACGCUGAGUAGCUCCAAAGCCCUUAGUGCAGACCUUGCCCCUUCCUCAUCACGGAAUCCUACACGCAAGAUGGGCAGAGAAAACACGACGAGCGAUGACUGGAAUUACACGCUGCCCAACCUGCUGGAGUACCUGGACGGGCUGCUGGAGGGCGGGGGGCAGCCCCACAGCAACCCCAUUCUCCCGAACCCCAAUAAGGAUGCGGAGGCGCCGGCCACGACCCUCUGGGGGGCACUCACCUCCUCCUCAACGCCGCCCACGACGACGACCACCACGCCCGCGCCCAUCAAUAAGCCCAUGUUCGUCAUGAACUUCACCCUGCGGACCACCGUGGACACGCUCCUGCAGACGCGCGUCAACCUGUCCAAGGCCCUGGACCCCCUGACGUCUCCCGCGGCGGCCGGGGGCAGUGUGCUCGGCCUCGACGUCGACCCCUCGGACGUCGGCCUCGGCUUAGGCGUGGCCACGCUGUCCUCCGCCUCGUCCACGUCCUCCGCCUCCUCGUCCUCGUCCUCCUCGCCCGCGGCCUCGUCCUCGGCCAGCACCCCCGACCUCCUCCUCGCCGGGAACGAUUCUCUGGUCACCCUCGACGACUCCUUCUGGCUCGCCGGCGGCAACGACUCGGCCAACCAGAGCCACUUCUUCGGCAACGAGACCUCGGACGGGCUCAUCGUGGACACCGUGGGCAUGGUCAUCACGUCGGUCAUCCUCGGCAUCAUGAUCCUCACUACGGUCAUCGGGAACGUGUUCGUGAUCGCCGCCAUCUUGCUCGAGAGGAACCUUCAACAGGUGGCAAAUUUCCUGAUCGUGUCGCUGGCGGUGGCCGACCUGAUGGUGGCUUGCCUCGUCAUGCCCCUCGGCGCCGUGUACGCGUCUUUAGAGUUCCAUUCUUGGCCUUCAUCCUUGGCCUUCAUUCUUGGCCUUCAUCCUUGGCCUUCAUCCUUGGCCUUCAUUCUUGGCCUUCAUCCUUGGCCUUCAUCCUUGGCCUAUCAUCCUCGGCCCUCCAUCCUCGGCCCUCCAUCCUCGCCCUCCAUCCUCGCCCUCCAUCCUCGGCCUCCAUCCUCGCCCUCCAUCCUCGCCCUCCAGCUGGUCGUCUGCACGUCCCCCUAA